Molecule: messenger RNA, 7386 nt
Organism: Pongo pygmaeus (Bornean orangutan)
Lineage: Eukaryota; Metazoa; Chordata; Mammalia; Primates; Hominidae
Gene: SCN7A
Product: sodium voltage-gated channel alpha subunit 7
Exons: 25
Coding region: 266-5314 (1682 amino acids)
Biological process (GO): sodium ion homeostasis; sodium ion transmembrane transport
Cellular component (GO): voltage-gated sodium channel complex; plasma membrane
Molecular function (GO): voltage-gated sodium channel activity
Source: RefSeq, a predicted model, not a curated record
UCUGGGUCAGUGGCUGGAGAGUCUUCCCAGUGAGUCGGUGUCUAACUGGCCAUUUAGUGGGGCCCAUUUACUGCAGAGCCACAGCUGGUGAGGACAGACGCCAGCCUAACAGCAGCUUCUGUACAACUAGAGCUCAGAAAACCCGAGAGAUCCGUGGAGAAAGAGAAGCCCAGGAGGAGGAAAGGGCUCCAAGGAGCCCUGCUCCUGAAGGGUCCCUCAGGCACUGGUGGAGACCUGUCGCUUCGUAGCAAGUUCAAAAUUGGAAAUGUUGGCUUCACCGGAGCCGAAGGGCCUUGUUCCCUUCACUAAAGAGUCUUUUGAACUUAUAAAACAGCAUAUUGCUAAAACACAUAAUGAGGAACAUGAAGAAGAAGAUUUAAAGCCAAAUCCUGAUUUGGAAGUUGGCAAAGAGCUUCCAUUUAUUUAUGGAAACAUUUCUCACGGAAUGGUAUCAGAGCCCUUGGAAGAUGUGGACCCAUACUACUACAAGAAAACAAAUACUUUCAUAGUAUUAAAUAAAAAUAGAACAAUCUUCAGAUUCAAUGCGGCUUCCAUCUUGUGUACAUUGUCUCCUUUCAAUUGUAUUAGAAGAACAACUAUCAAGGUUUUGGUACAUCCCUUUUUCCGACUGUUUAUUCUAAUUAGUGUCCUGAUUGAUUGCAUAUUCAUGUCCCUGACUAAUUUGCCAAAAUGGAGACCAGUAUUAGAGAAUACUUUGCUUGGAAUUUACACAUUUGAAAUACUUGUAAAACUCUUUGCAAGAGGUGUCUGGGCAGGAUCUUUUUCCUUCCUUGGUGAUCCAUGGAACUGGCUCGAUUUCAGCAUAACUGUGUUUGAGGUUAUUAUAAGAUACUCACCUCUAGACUUCAUUCCAAUGCUUCAAACUGCAAGAACUUUGAGAAUUUUAAAAAUUAUUCCUUUAAAUCAAGGUCUGAAAUCCCUUGUAGGGGUCCUGAUACACUGCUUGAAGAAACUUAUUGGUGUCAUUAUCCUAACUCUGUUUUUUCUGAGCAUAUUUUCUCUAAUUGGAAUGGGGUUCUUCAUGGGCAACCUGAAACAUAAAUGUUUUCGAUGGCCCCAAGAGAAUGAAAAUGAAACCCUGCACAACAGAACUGGAAACCCAUAUUAUAUUCGAGAAACAGAAAACUUUUAUUAUUUGGAAGGAGAAAGAUAUGCUCUCCUUUGUGGCAACAGGACAGAUGCUGGUCAGUGUCCUGAAGGAUAUGUGUGUGUAAAAGCUGGCAUAAAUCCUGAUCAAGGCUUCACAAAUUUUGACAGUUUUGGCUGGGCCUUAUUUGCCCUAUUUCGGUUAAUGGCUCAGGAUUACCCUGAAGUACUUUAUCACCAGAUACUUUAUGCUUCUGGGAAGGUCUACAUGAUAUUUUUUGUUGUGGUAAGUUUUUUGUUUUCCUUUUAUAUGGCAAGUUUGUUCUUAGGCGUACUUGCCAUGGCCUAUGAAGAAGAAAAGCAGAGAGUUGGUGAAAUAUCUAAGAAGAUUGAACCAAAAUUUCAACAGACUGGAAAAGAACUUCAAGAAGGAAAUGAAGCAGAUGAGGCCAAGACCAUACAAAUAGAAAUGAAGAAAAGGUCACCAAUUUCCACAGACACAUCAUUGGAUGUGUUGGAAGAUGCUACUCUCAGACAUAAGGAAGAACUUGAAAAAUCCAAGAAGAUAUGCCCAUUAUACUGGUAUAAGUUUGCUAAAACUUUCUUGAUCUGGAAUUGUUCUCCCUGUUGGUUAAAAUUGAAAGAGUUUGUCCAUAGGAUUAUAACAGCACCAUUUACUGAUCUUUUCUUUAUCAUAUGCAUAAUUUUAAACGUAUGUUUUCUGGCCUUGGAGCAUUAUCCAAUGAGUAAACAAACUGACAAUCUUCUCAACAUUGGAAACCUGGUUUUCAUUGGAAUUUUCAAAGCAGAAAUGAUUUUUAAAAUAAUUGCAAUGCAUCCAUAUGGGUAUUUCCAAGUAGGUUGGAACAUUUUUGAUAGCAUGAUAGUGUUCCAUGGUUUAAUAGAACUUUGUCUAGCAGAUGUUGCAGGAAUGGAUCUUCUUCGAUUAUUCAGGAUGUUGAGAAUUUUCAAGUUGGGAAAGUAUUGGCCAACAUUCCAGAUUUUGAUACGGUCUCUUAGUAACUCAUGGGUGGCCCUGAAAGACUUGGUCCUGUUGUUGUUCACAUUCAUCUUCUUUGCUGCUGCAUUUGGCAUGAAGCUGUUUGGUCAGAAUUAUGAAGAAUUUGUCUGCCACAUAGACAAAGACUGUCAACUCCCACGCUGGCACAUGCAUGACUUUCUCCACUCCUUCCUGAAUGUGUUCCGAAUUCUCUGUGGAGAGUGGGUAGAGACCUUAUGGGACUGUAUGGAGGUUGCAGGCCAAUCCUGGUGUAUUCCUUUUUACCUGAUGGUCAUUUUAAUUGGAAAUUUACUGGUACUUUACCUGUUUCUGGCAUUGGUGAGCUCACUUAGUUCAUGCAAGGAUGUAACAGCUGAAGAGAAUAAUGAAGCAAAAAAUCUCCAGCUUGCAGUGGCAAGGAUUAAAAAAGGAAUAAACUAUGUGCUUCUUAAAAUACUAUGCAAAACACAAAAUGUCCCAAAGGACACAAUGGACCAUGUAAAUGAGGUAUAUGUUAAAGAAGAUAUUUCUGACCAUACCCUUUCUGAAUUGAGCAACACCCAAGAUUUUCUCAAAGAUAAGGAAAACAGCAGUGGCACAGAGAAAAACACUACUGAAAAUGAGAGCCAAUCACUUAUCCCCAGUCCUAGUGUCUCAGAAACUGUACCGAUUGCUUCAGGAGAAUCUGAUAUAGAAAAUCUGGAUAAUAAGGAGAUUCAGAGUAAGUCUGGUGAUGGAGGCAGCAAAGAGAAAAUAAAGCAAUCUAGCUCAUCUGAAUGCAGUACUGUUGAUAUUGCUAUCUCUGAAGAAGAAGAAAUGUUCCAUGGAGGUGAAAGAUCAAAGCAUCCUAAAAAUGGUUGUGGACACGGAUCUUCACUUGGUCAAAUCAGUGGAGCAUCCAAGAAAGGAAAAAUCUGGCAGAAUAUCAGGAAAACCUGCUGCAAGAUUGUAGAGAACAAUUGGUUUAAGUGUUUCAUUGGCCUUGUUACUCUGCUCAGCACCAGCACGCUGGCUUUUGAAGAUAUAUAUAUUGAUCAGAGAAAGACAAUUAAAAUUUUAUUAGAAUAUGCUGACAUGAUCUUUACUUACAUCUUCAUUCUGGAAAUGCUUCUAAAAUGGAUGGCAUAUGGUUUUAAGGCCUAUUUCUCUAAUGGCUGGUACAGGCUGGACUUCGUGGUUGUUAUUGUGUUUUGUCUUAGCUUGAUAGGCAAAACUCGGGAAGAACUAAAACCACUUAUUUCCAUGAAAUUCCUUCGACCCCUCAGAGUUCUAUCUCAAUUUGAAAGAAUGAAGGUGGUUGUGAGAGCUUUGAUCAAAACAACCUUACCCACUUUGAAUGUGUUUCUUGUCUGCCUGAUGAUCUGGCUGAUUUUUAGUAUCAUGGGAGUAGACUUCUUUGCUGGCAGAUUCUAUGAAUGCAUUGACCCAACAAGUGGAGAAAGGUUUCCUUCAUCUGAAGUCAUGAAUAGGAGUCAGUGUGAAAGCCUUCUGUUCAAUGAAUCCAUGCCAUGGGAAAAUGCAAAAAUGAACUUUGAUAAUGUUGGAAAUGGUUUCCUUUCUCUGCUUCAAGUAGCAACAUUUAAUGGAUGGAUCACUAUUAUGAAUUCAGCAAUUGAUUCUGUUGCUGUAAAUAUACAGCCUCAUUUUGAAGUCAACAUCUACAUGUAUUGUUACUUUAUCAGCUUUAUUAUAUUUGGAGUAUUUCUCCCUCUGAGUAUGCUGAUUACUGUUAUUAUUGAUAAUUUCAACAAGCAUAAAAUAAAGCUGGGAGGCUCAAAUAUCUUUAUAACGGUUAAACAGAGAAAACAGUACCGCAGGCUGAAGAAGCUAAUGUAUGAGGAUUCUCAAAGACCAGUACCUCGCCCAUUAAACAAGCUCCAAGGAUUCAUUUUUGACGUGGUAACAAGCCAAGUUUUUAAUGUCAUUGUUAUGGUUCUUAUAUGUUUCCAAGCAAUAGCCAUGAUGAUAGACACUGAUGUUCAGAGUCUACAAAUGUCCAUUGUUCUCUACUGGAUUAACUCAAUUUUUGUUAUGCUAUAUACUAUGGAAUGUAUACUGAAGCUCAUCGCUUUCCGUUGUUUUUAUUUCACCAUUGCGUGGAACAUUUUUGAUUUUAUGGUGGUUAUUUUCUCCAUCACAGGACUAUGUCUGCCUAUGACAGUAGGAGCCUACCUUGUGCCUCCUUCAUUUGUGCAACUGAUACUUCUCUCACGGAUCAUUCACAUGCUGCGUCUUGGAAAAGGACCAAAGGUGUUUCAUAAUCUGAUGCUUCCUUUGAUGCUGUCCCUCCCAGCAUUAUUGAACAUCAUUCUUCUCAUCUUCCUGGUCAUGUUCAUCUAUGCCAUAUUUGGAAUGUACAAUUUUGCCUAUGUUAAAAAAGAAGCUGGAAUUAAUGAUGUGUCUAAUUUUGAAACCUUUGGCAGCAGCAUGCUCUGUCUUUUUCAAGUUGCAAUAUUUGCUGGUUGGGAUGGGAUGCUUGAUGCCAUUUUCAACAGUAAAUGGUCUGACUGUGAUCCUGAUAAAAUUAACCCUGGGACUCAAGUUAGAGGAGAUUGUGGGAACCCCUCUGUUGGGAUUUUUUAUUUUGUCAGUUAUAUCCUUAUAUCAUGGCUGAUCAUUGUAAAUAUGUAUAUUGUUGUUGUCAUGGAGUUUUUAAAUAUUGCUUCUAAGAAGAAAAACAAGACCUUGAGUGAAGAUGAUUUUAGGAAAUUCUUUCAGGUAUGGAAAAGGUUUGAUCCUGAUAGGACCCAGUACAUAGACUCUAGCAAGCUUUCAGAUUUUGCAGCUGCUCUUGAACCUCCUCUUUUCAUGGCAAAACCAAACAAGGGCCAGCUCAUUGCUUUGGACCUCCCCAUGGCUGUUGGGGACAGAAUUCAUUGCCUCGAUAUCUUACUUGCUUUUACAAAAAGAGUUAUGGGUCAAGAUGUGAGGAUGGAGAAAGUUCUUUCAGAAAUAGAAUCAGGGUUUUUGUUAGCCAACCCUUUUAAGAUCACAUGUGAGCCAAUUACGACUACUUUGAAACGAAAACAAGAGGCAGUUUCAGCAACCAUCAUUCAACGUGCUUAUAAAAAUUACCGCUUGAGGCGAAAUGACAAAAACACAUCAGAUACUCAUAUGAUAGAUGGUGAUAGAGAUGUUCACGCUGCUAAAGAAGGUGCCUAUUUUGACAAAGCUAAGGAAAAGUCACCUAUUCAAAGCCAGAUCUAAUCCCACUUACCACCUCUUAGCAUAUUUCUUCACAUAUCUGAAAAACGUUGAAAGCCUGAGCCAGGAAUAAAAGAAAAGUAGAGAUAAUAAUCAAUUCUUUACAACCGAUGGUAAUUAAGCUUGUAUUCGCAAGACUUCAUGCCAAAUUCACUUUUUAGCAUUAUAUCUAACAAAUCAAGAGAAUCCUUAAUAUUGCUGCAGUGAGUUUAAAGCGGGUUAAAGUGGCCAUUUGACAAUCUCAUGUUUGUUUUCUCUACAUAGCUUACAUGAUGUGUGCCUUCUAGGGAAUGAAGGGAAGGGGUCAUAGAGAUCAGCAGCAGCAGGCGCUUUCUUUUAUAUUUUAUGUAUAAUUUAAUGGGCUUCAAGUCACCACUAUUAACGCUUACAAAUAAGCAAAUACAUUCCUGAUGUGGGAUGGUGAAAUGCUACCGGCCAUUAAAUCAUAAACUUGCCUAGACAAAUGCCAAUUGGAAGAAGGGAGAGAGCAGUUCUUUAGAAAGUGCCUUUGAGAUCAACCUCAGAGAUUCUUUUUUUUUUUUUUUCUUUUAUUAUUAUUAUUAUUAUUAAACUUUAGGUUUUAUCUUGGGCUGAUUAAAACUGCAUUUGAAAAAGAUUGGUUGAAGCUCUGUGCUUAUUUGUGCAUGUUCUUGUUUUCUUUUCAUUUGGAACUGGGAAUGAAUAGGAUAUCAUUGUGCUCAAGAUCCUGGUUUCUCAUCUCUGGCUAGUUCCACCUAAGCUCUGGCUCUUGAGCAGGACAGAUUCAUAAAACAAGAAGCCUAAAGGAGAGUUACAGCUUAAUUUUUUUGCAUUUUCUUCUCAUUUACACCUAUUUUUUAAAAAAGUAUACAUUUACUAAAAUGAUGUAAUAGAUAAUAUGUUAAUAGACUCAAGCUUUACCUUAUUAUGAAAUUGAUGUAUUUUUACCAGUUAUUUCUAAUGUAACAUUGAAUAUAUAAGAUCUGACAAAUGUAUGUUUAAAUAUGAAUUAGAAGAGUUGAGAGCUACCAUUAUGUACGGGGAUUCUCAUAGUGUCUUGACCGACCCUUAAUUGGAAAGUUGUGGCAAUUUUAAAGUACUUUUUACUGUACGUUAUAAUUCUUUAUAACUUAGAGAAAGACAAUGGCCACUCAAACUAUGAGAACUAUGAAUUAGGAGAUAAAAGUUUAAAUUUGUUGUUGUUUUAUAACAGUAUGUACAAGUGAGUUUUCCCUUAUAUGUUUACGUUUUCAAGUUUUUUAAUCUCAUCAUAUAAAUCAAUACUCUAUAAAAUGUUUUAUAUUCAAAGAACUGUAAAAUUCUAAACAUUAGUUUUCACUAUUGAAAUUAUUUUUUAAAGAUAGGCAUAAAUAGUUGUCCUUUGACUUAUUCAUACAAAUAUAGUAAUUUACUUCCAUGUAGUUUGAGAUUCUGAGAGUUAUUCCAACUGUAUGAAGAUUGAUUUCAAUGUGCCUGCUAAGUCCUAAAAGAUUCACAAAGAAAAUUUAUAUAUUAUUGAUUUAAAUGUUAUCUUUUAAAUAUGUUGUAUAACAGUCAAUAUAAUUUAUGUAUCAGUAAUUGUAUUUUAUUCUGUAUGCAUGAUCUCAAGCCUUAACUAUUAUAAUCUUUUUCUGCCCCUCAGAAAUUGAAUAACCUAACCAAGAUGCCUUUAGGGGAUGCCCUAAGUAAAUGUAAUUUCAGGGUUUUCUUUCUUUCUUUUUUUUUUUUCUAAGUGUUCCUUCCCUUUCUCCUCCUGCUCUCCAUCAUGUUAUGGGGACCAGUGAGGAACCAGUGUUAACUUGGUGACAGUGUGACAGCUGGUGCUUUAUCUAAGCUUCUCCAUUUUCUAUUUCUUGGGAAUGCUUUAUUGUGGAAACUGCUUCAGAUACUUAAACUUGCUUGAAUCAUAACUUGCUUCUUUAAAUUGCAUAAAGACAACAAACUGAUUUUAGUUUGAAAAGUAUAUCUUUUACUUGUAAACCUUGUUUGCCAGGUACCUUCCAAAACCUGUGUAAAGAGUUAUUUUUCACAAAGUCUUAACAAUAUAUGUUACUUUUUAGAUACUAUAGAAAAUAAUAAAUAUAACUUGUAAACCA